UUUCAUUUUUUUGCAGCAAAACAAAAACUUUUCAUCGACACAAACAUGCUUUAAAACCGAACCCGACCUCCUUCGGAAUACGUUCGGAACGGGAAUUCCAGCGUUUCUCUCGACAGAAACGAACUUUUAACGGAACCUCCUUAAAGAUUUCAUCUGACCCAGCAGUGAAGUAAGAGUAGAGAGAAAGUUGUGACACCUCAAUAGAAAAGUGAGUAUGUUCUUAAAGCCACAACGAUUGUUUUUGCUGCUUGGUGCUGUCCUGGCUCCGUGUCCCAGCCUUUGGGGACAAACCUGAAGACCCAGCAGGACACGCCGAAGACACCCAGGCUAUGCCUGAAGGGCAGAAUCAGAGCAUGGUUAUUCUGCUCCUGCUCUCAAAAUUUCCCUCCAGUGCACCUUCCUAGAGAGCCUCUGAAAUCGCUGAAUUUUCUACUUUUAGAAGCAACAAGAGAUGGAAAAAUCUCGGCUGCUGCCAAGUGAGGAGUGCUUGAAGAUGACACAGUUGAUGGCACUUGGUAUGGAAACUUCAGUUUGUAGUUACAGGACCUGUUUGCUGCAAACAGUGAAAAAAUCUGCUCUUUUCUCAGGAAUUAAGAGAAAAUGGACUAAAAAAAACCCAUCAGUGACGGCUGAAGCGUGGACGCUUCACGAUUUCCAUAAAAUGAAGCACCUAAAAGUCCAUUGUUUUCUGCAAAGGUGCCUGGAUUUUCAGGGAGAGAGGUACCUGCCUUCUGAUUUCCUGGGAGCAAAUAUGAUCACACUGCCUAUUAGGCCUGGAUGUGCUGGGAUUAUCCUCCUGCUGCUGUGACAAUCAGCAUUAUUAUUUCAGGGAGUAACUGUAAACCGUAGAUUUGUACGGCUCGGCUUUGCUUGGAAUAAACAUAAUGUCAAUGGGAACAGAAUGGUUGAACCUUUCCCAGAGGGAACACAGAUGGCUCUGUUUGGCAUGGGCUGUUUCUGGGGAGCUGAGAGGAAGUUCUGGAGGCAGAAAGGAGUCUACUCCACUCAAGUGGGUUAUGCAGGAGGACAUACCCCAAACCCUACCUACAAAGAGGUGUGCUCAGGGAUGCGCCAGGGGAACGACGUGGGCACUCAGUAUCGCUCUGCCAUCUACACCUUCUCCCCGGAGCAGAUGGAAGCUGCCCUGAGAUCCAAGGAGGAAUAUCAGAAGGUGCUGGCAGAGGGAGGCUUUGGCUCCAUCACCACGGAGAUCCGGGAGGCUCCCGAGUUUUAUUACGCCGAGGAAUAUCACCAGCAGUACCUCAGCAAGAAUCCUGGUGGAUACUGUGGGCUGGGGGGGACGGGGGUUUCCUGCCCCAUCGGCCUCAGGAAAUAGCCUGUGCUUGCUCCACCACCUCCUCUUCGUGGCAGGGAGUUGGAAAAACAACCAGGAAUCCCCGGGGUGGAUGUUCCCACAGCGUCCGUGGAUAAAGAUUUGGGAAUCUGCUGGGGAGGCUUUCCACAAUCAUAAGUUUUCUGCUUGUUGACAUCAAAAGCCAAAGGUGAGGCAGGGAUUGCUCCCAUCACAGCUUCUUGCUCUCUGAAACUCCUGGGGUUUCUUUGUUGUCUGGAGAGGUGAAAAGAGAUCCAAACUUCCAAAAUUUUGGCUCAAAAUGCUGUUAGAAAGGUGAACUGGGAGGUGGUUACACCCACAGCUGCUUUGCAUUUCCAAUGCCUUUGGACUUGUUGAUUUUCUUGGUUUAAUUAAUUUCCUGGUGUAGCCAGAGGUUUGACUUCUGGAGAUGUGGCUGGGUUCUUUACUUGCCACAACCCUGUAAUUUGAUGGCUUUGGGAAGGAUGAAUUGAUCAGAUCAGUGAUUCCCCUACCACAAGUCCACUUUCUCAGCAUUUAGUACCACCUGUAGUGCCUAUUUUCUGAAAUGAUUUUAGCCAGAAAAAGUCAAAAUUGUGAUGUGAUGCUUCUUUUUGACAGUUCCAAUAGGUGAAUAAACACAAAAAGAAAUCGCUUUUGUUUCCUGCUCCACAAUAAAUGACAGAACAAGAA
This is a messenger RNA of Ficedula albicollis (Collared flycatcher), 2005 nucleotides long. RefSeq names its product methionine sulfoxide reductase A (gene MSRA). The transcript has 5 exons. Gene Ontology annotation, molecular function: peptide-methionine (S)-S-oxide reductase activity. Gene Ontology annotation, biological process: cellular response to oxidative stress. The record is from RefSeq and is a predicted model, not a curated record. Bases 902 to 1336 code for a protein of 144 amino acids. Gene Ontology annotation, cellular component: cytoplasm. NCBI's taxonomy places the organism in Eukaryota, Metazoa, Chordata, Aves, Passeriformes, Muscicapidae.